Pseudocercospora fijiensis CIRAD86 is the source of this 384-nucleotide messenger RNA. RefSeq lists its product as uncharacterized. Lineage: Eukaryota; Fungi; Ascomycota; Dothideomycetes; Mycosphaerellales; Mycosphaerellaceae. The record is from RefSeq and is a predicted model, not a curated record. Bases 1 to 384 code for a protein of 127 amino acids. The transcript is spliced from 3 exons.
AUGUCGUCCGUCCAGAGUAACCCAGAAGGUCCGUUUUUGGAAUCCCCAUUUCGCUUGACUUGUGUUCCUGACCACAAGCAGAGACACACAUCUUUGCCAUCCUCUAUCCGGCUCCGGGCAAGAUGGAACAGCAAAGAGGAAGAAUGGACAACACGAUAUGUCAUGACGCAGCAAAUCAAUGUCGAGGAGCCUGCUCUGUACAUGUUCGAGACAUACACGACUAUGGCCAACGCUGGCAAGCACACAAAGACGGAGCAUUUUCAGGCACUUAUUGCUGCAUGUGACAAGGAUGGCAUCAUGGCCAAGCCACCACAACUGGCAUUCACCAAGACUGUUGGCGGGUUUGACCUUGACCGCAAGAAGAUUGAUGUCAAGAAAGCGUAG